UUCACCCCAGCUGAUGGCUCCUCUCAGUUUUGUGUCAUCCGACUGUACGGCGAAGUCGCUUUUUCUUUAUUAUUAACACUAUACUUUACCUUUAAUCUCGGACUAAUAUGCUGUUAUUGUGCAAAUAACGUUAUUUAACAUGUUUAUGUGGGUCAGCAACAAAAGCAGCCCAGAUUUACCCUCAUUUCACUGAAGAGUGUGUCGGUUUCCAGCAACAUGUUCACCGGUUGCGUGUUUAUUGUCCUUGUGGCUGCUGUGUCCGCACAAACCGAGAAAACUGUGUACGGGGAGGAGGGCACUGACGUCACCCUGGAACCCGAGGCCGGUUCUGUUACUGCCCCGAUCACCAACAUUGGAUGGAAGGAUGACGGUAACUACGCCAUGAGCUGGGAAGGACAGGAAAUUGAUCUUUACCGCCAUUUUAAAGAGCGCGGCGACUUAAACACGUCGACUGGAGCCAUGACAAUCAGGAAAUUGAUUCGGAACGACAGUGGGCUCUACAUGCCAGAGAUCAACGACAAAAAGGGCAGUCCAAUCCGCCUCAUAGUGAUCUCUGCUGUGCCUGAGCCCAGUGUUCUUAAACGCUGCAAUGAGGAGACAGACACAUGUGAACUGAUCUGUGAUGGAAACACAACAGGAGCUGCACCGGUCAGCUACACGUGGAGGUCGGAUGAUCAAGUGGUGCCAGGUUCCUCCAACAAGAAUUAUGUCAUCAAGGAGGACAGUUCAGGUGUAAAAUCGUUCACCUGUGAGCUGUCGAAUCCAGUCAGCAAGAAGAUCAGCCAAGCUUUUCACCCUUCUUCCCCUCCACCUUCGGAGGGAGGUGGGAAGCAGCUGAAUAUUUCCAUGGCGGUCACAGUCUUCAUCAUCAUGCUGGUCCUUGUGCUGCUGGUGGCUUCCUUUCACAGGUGGAAAACAGGAAUGUGGUUCUUUGACAAAGCAUCCAUGCCCUGGGAAGCAGAUUUUUGGAGGAGGAAUGAGAGACCACCACAACCAGCGAGCAACACGGCUGAAUCCAACGGCAGCGCUGCCAACCAGCAAAGUGAAGAACCAAGUGAGGAAACAGCAAUGAAGCAGCCGGCUGGAUAUUAGCCAGACUGAGACGGUCUCUUCUGAAUGCUACAAAGAAGUUAUGAGAGAAAAAUACAACGCUUUUUUGUCUUUUUCUGAUGGGACUGAAAACAACGAAUUCAAGUGCGAGUGUCAGCGUGUGUGAGUCUCUGCUUUCUGAUGUUGGAUAACAGGAAAAACCUGCCCGUGCAGCUUUUACCAACUGAGACCAAACAUGGAAAAAAAUAUUCUUUGAAGGGAUCUGAUGCUGAUAAGGGGGAAAGAAGUCAUAGUUAAUAGGAGCUGUGUGGCAGGGAGAAGCUACCGGAGUAGAAGCAGAAAAAUACAUCUUAAACAAUUCCAGGAAGCUCAUCAAAAUGGACUUUCCUGUGCGGGACUGCAUACCUGACACCGACUGGUAUCUCAGAACUCGUUAAAGCAGCGGCUGCUGAUUAUUUGCGAUGUGAAGCGGCUUUCUCGUGACCUCACGGAGUCGCAGGAACUCAACUGACAGGAGAGGAAGAAGCGAGGCCUUUGUGCGGUCCGAGCUGCCAGAGCAACUAACAAUCGCAGCUUUGUACUGCGUUGCUGACUCCUCAGCGGCAGUCACGUUACACGUGUGUGUGUGUGUGUGUGUGUGGGUGUGUGUGUGUGUGCGGGGGUUCAAACGAUGAAUCUCAACCUUGAAAAAAAAAUCAGAGUGGACUUUUUUUAAUAUUUUCUCAUUGAAUGUCACGUGUCUACGUCCACUAAUCUCACAUAGGUCAGUCUUUUUAGCAACGAGUGUUACUUUUGUGCCUUUCCCUCCUGCGUCUGUACAUGCAGUCGUCUCUGAAACUGAUGGUUUUACCUCAAGAGACUUACUGUUGGAUCUUUUCACCUUUUGUGCCAGAAACUCUGCACAAAGGGAUCAAAACAAGCCCAGAUCUAGUGUUAGAUGGUACCGAGUCCAAACUUCAAUUUGGGCUUGAAGGUUAUGUGGAUUGGAGCCGUUUUGAGUUAGAAAAGGAAUACGUUGUAGUAUUUGAGGUAAUAACGUCGGAUUAAAAUAAAGUGCAAUUUUUAGCUUCUGACGAAACUUAAGAACAUUGUUGUCUGACAUUUGGGUUAAGAUGUUGUAGAAAGCUCCUCUGGAGGUGUCACGCCCACCGAAACUCGGUUGAAGCACGACUUCAGUGAAGCUUCUAACACUCGGUAUCAACAAAUAUGAACGGCUCACAGCCCCUGGCUCAGUAGUUUGUGGAACUGUGGUUUCACACGGGAAGGCAUUUAGUCAUUUUUAUUCACGUCUCAUACUCUUAAGUCUAAGCUGGGAUCUUAACUACCCUUUAAUUUGACUGGAGUGACGUUUUUGAGUUGACAGAGGUUCAGAAUAGUUAUAUUGAUGUAGUUUUACUCUAUUCUAUCUCAAAACAGCUUCAGUUCCUGUCAUAUGAACGUUUACACUCCGUACCAAACACACCACACUCUGAAGAUGUUUGCUCUAUUUGUUACACAUUAGUGAAGAAUUAAAUGUUUUUUUUUGUUUUGUGUUUUUAUAAAAGCUACAGCAUGUUUGAUAAAAGCAAGAAAAUAUCACACUCUGUCUUGUCCUGUCCAUAUAAUCUUUUUCUGCAUAAUAAUCCAAGACUUGAACCGCUUGAGGGCAGCAAAUCCUCACAACGCGAUGAACUUGUUUUCUGCCGUAUUUCAAAUGAGUGGUGACUUGUUCAUGUGUGGAAAGGUUGCAAAGGCAUUUUUGUGGGUUUCUUUCCAAGAUGUUGUGUCUUGAAAGGGAAAUUACUGUCACGUAUGCACCUUUUUGUCUCACUAUUAAAUCACAAAUCCUCUUGAA
This is a messenger RNA of Cololabis saira (Pacific saury), 2884 nucleotides long. Its product is annotated as CD48 antigen-like. The coding region runs from base 217 to 1092 and encodes 291 amino acids. The record is from RefSeq and is a predicted model, not a curated record. The transcript is spliced from 11 exons. NCBI's taxonomy places the organism in Eukaryota, Metazoa, Chordata, Actinopteri, Beloniformes, Belonidae.